GAUGAUUGGGAAGACUGGAGUGGGGAAAAGUGCUGUUGGAAACACCAUUUUGGGCAAAAACAUAUUCAAAUCUCAUCCCAGCGCUAACUCUGUGACUGGGACUUGUGAAAAGCAUCAACUUCAAGAGAGUGAUAGGAGGAUUUAUGUGGUGGAUACACCAGGGAUUUUCGAUAUAGUCCUACAGUCUGAAGAUAUCAAAAAUGAGAUAGUGAAGUGUAUUCAGGUGUCAAGCCCUGGUCCUCACGUCUUCCUGCUGGUGAUUCAGGUAGGCAGAUUCACCAAAGAUGAUCAGAAUUCAGUUGAAGCCCUGGUGGAAAUCUUUGGACCAAAGGCCUCCAAUCACAUGAUUGUACUGUUUACUCAUAAGGAUGAACUUCAGGGUCAAACAAUACAAGAAUAUGUACGCACCUGUCAUCCAAAGCUUCAAGAAGUGAUUCAACGAUGUGGCAACAGAUUCCAUGUUUUCAACAACAAAGAUGGGAAUAGAAGUCAAGUUGUUGAGCUGAUCAAGAAGAUUGAUGACAUGGUGGCAGGAAAUGGAGGAAAGCACUUCUCUGAGAAAAUGUAUCAGGAGGCAGAGAGAAUUGGCAGAGCUCCAAACAUAUGAAGUCACAUUCCUUGAUGAAUUGCAGCAGAGUCAUUAAAUUUUAAACAAAUACUUGAUUUAGAAGAUGACUAAUAAUUAAGCAUAGCUGUGGCUAUUUCCUCUCCACGAGGAACACAAUCUAUGACUACUAACACUGAAUCAUGAUAUCUUUACCAUAUAGCCUACUGUAGUAUAACAUAUAUAGUAGUAGUAUAGUAGUUCAGUAGAAAUCUCUCCUCUAAUAAACAUUUUUCUUUAUUAUUUGAGAUGAACAUUAGUUAAAAUGUCAUGCUAUGUAUUAAGAUUCUGAAUGUUGUGAAUACAACAUGAAGAGAAAAGUGAAAAUUAACUGUGGUAUGAUAUGCUGAUUGAGCCCUAAAUUUACGGUAACACUCAAAUUAAGUCAUGGUGGCAUGAAAUUCGAGCAUAAUCUCACCCCCUCCCAAAAAAUUUUUUGUUUUGUUUAUUGUUUCACCUAAUCAGAUACACUGUCAUGAACAUGCCAAAUUGGUUAAUAAUAAGGCAUACAAUGCUAUACUGAACAAAAAUAUAAAUGGAACAAUUUCAACAAUUUUACUCAAUUACAGUUCAUAUAAGGAAAUCAGUCAAUUGAAAUGAAUUCAUUAGGCCCUAAUCUAUAGAUUUCACAUGACUGGGCAGGGGCACAGUACUGCACUUACACAAAUGACUGAGGAUUGGUUGAAAUAAAUUCAUAGAAAGAAGAUUGUGGGAGCUGUACUGUUCAUUUUUAGUGCAGCCUUUGAUAUUACUGACCAUAACCUGUUGUUGAGAACUUAUGUUUUAUGGCUUUUCAACCUCUGCCAUAUCGUGAAUUCAGAGCUAUCUAUCUAAUAGAACUCAGACUCUUUAAUGGAGCCUCUCUAAUGUCAAACAUGCAGGAUGUGGUGUACCACAGGGCAUCUGUCUAGGCCCUCCACUCUUUUCUGUUUUUACCAAUGACCUGCCACUGGCAUUAAACAAAGCCUGUGUGCCCAUGUAUGCUAAUGAUUCAACAACAUACGUGUCAGCAACCACAGCUAAUGAAGUUACUGAAAUCCUUUACAAAGAGUUGCAGUCAGUUCUGGAAUGGUUGGCCAGUAAUGAACUGGUCUCUGAAACUAAGAGCAUUGUAUUUGGUACAAAUCAUUCCCUAAGUUCUAGACCUCACUUCAGCUGAAUCUGGAAUGAAUGGUGUGGCUGUGGAACAAGUUGACGAGACUAAAUUACUUAUUGUUACCUUAGAUUGUAUACUGUCAUCAUUAAAACAUAUAUAUUCAUUGGUUGGGGAGAGGUCUGUCAAUAGUAAAUAGAUUCAUUUUGACACCACACUCCAAAAGCAAGUGCACGCUUUAGUUUUGUCUUAACUUGAUUAUUGUCCAGCCAUGUGGUCAAGUGCUGCAAAGAAAGACCUAGUUAAGCUGUAGUUGUCCCAGAACAGAACGUCUUGCUCUUCAUUGUAAUCAGAGGUAUAAUAUAAAUACUAUGCAUGCCAGUCUCGCUUUGCUAAGAGUUGAUGAGAGUGAAUGCAUCAAAAAACAUGAAUGUGUUGAAAAUUAAAAAUUGUUUGCAUAGUCAACGUACACACAGCUCUGACACACCAUACCAGACAUGCCACCAGGGGUCUUUUCACAGUCCCCAAAUUCAGAACUGUUCUGUGUCCUGUUCUGUGUUCUGUGUUCUGUGUUCUGUGUGGACCCCAAGAAAAUAGCUGCUGCUUUCGCAAAAGCUAAUGGGAAUCCUAAUAAAAUACCAAAAUACCAAUUAAAAGGUGUAAUAAGACAAUGUAUAAACAAAAAAAUGGUUGUUGGUCUAUUUUAAGUAAGCAUUUAAAUUAAUUGUGAGCAGUGUAACUCCAGAUGAACAACUAUAAAGUUUGAAAAUCACUACUAUGGUUUGUCAAUUCAUAUACAUGUACAGGCUACACAUUAUCCAAUAGCAUACCUUUGAUAAAAAUGUAAAAUUACAAACUGAGGUUGAAGAGAAAGUUUUUAAAAUAUUAA
Messenger RNA from Salvelinus fontinalis (brook trout), 2586 nucleotides. RefSeq names its product GTPase IMAP family member 9-like. The transcript has a single exon. The coding region runs from base 2 to 607 and encodes 201 amino acids. Gene Ontology annotation, molecular function: GTP binding. The record is from RefSeq and is a predicted model, not a curated record. NCBI's taxonomy places the organism in Eukaryota, Metazoa, Chordata, Actinopteri, Salmoniformes, Salmonidae.